AUGUAUCCUAUGCCUCAGGAUGGCGUUACACAUGAACAUACAGGAGUUGUUGGUAAUCGGGGAUCCGAUUUGCUCAUAAACCAAGUAAAAGGAAAUUUGGCAACCAAAGAUGAUAAGAUACUCCCGUAUGUGAAUCUGGUACAAAGAUUGUGCGGGAGAUUCAAGAGUAUUAACUUCAGGCAUACUCUGAGGGCUCAGAAUGAGGUCGUAGACGCAUUGGCUACAAUAACAUCUAUGAUCCAGCACCUUGAGAGCACCCAAAUUGAUUCGUUAGAGAUCACACUGAUAGAAAAGCAGGCACACUGCGCCCAUGUCGAGGCCGAGCCAGAUGGUCAACCAUGGUAUGCCGACAUUAAGGCCUAUUUGGAAAAAGGAGAGUAUCCCCCAGAGAGUUCGGAAAAUCAAAAUAAGGCCAUCAAAAGAUUGGCUAAUGGUUUCUUCUUGAACAAGGAAGUACAGUACAAAAGGACCCCUUACCUUGGGUUACUCAGGUGUGUGGACGCCGAAAAGGCUACAAAAUUUCUAAAAGAGGUGCACGCAGGGGCAUGA
Lycium barbarum (goji berry) is the source of this 549-nucleotide messenger RNA. RefSeq lists its product as uncharacterized. NCBI's taxonomy places the organism in Eukaryota, Viridiplantae, Streptophyta, Magnoliopsida, Solanales, Solanaceae. Gene Ontology annotation, molecular function: RNA-DNA hybrid ribonuclease activity; nucleic acid binding. The record is from RefSeq and is a predicted model, not a curated record. The transcript has a single exon. The coding region runs from base 1 to 549 and encodes 182 amino acids.